ACGGUCCCUCCGAGCUCCCUCUAUGAUCACUCAUAACCCUUUGUAAUUAACCCUACUGCAUACCACUAUCUCCUCGUAGUGUCUAUAUAAAUCUUCCUCAUUCUCCCGUUAGCUCCUCAUUCCAUCCAUCACUAAGAGACUAUAGACUAUCUACACAUGCAUUAUGCACAAUUGCAUGUCCUAAUAGUCUGUGACUUUUGAUCCCUUAUAUACAAACAGCUAGCUUAUAAGUUGAUUAGUGGAAGAGCAGUAAUUUGAGAUCAAAAUGGCGGAUAGCGGUGCUGGUGGAUCGUCAGGGGGAGCGGUGAACUACAGCAGGAGAAUCAUGGGGAUUACGGUGCCGGAGAAGGUCCAGCUCCACGUGGCCAUGCUGGCCUUGCAGUUUGGUUAUGCUGGUUUCCAUGUUGUCUCCAGAGCGGCUCUUAACAUGGGCAUCAGCAAGAUUGUCUUCCCUGUUUACAGAAACAUUCUUGCUUUCUUCCUCCUCUUGCCUUUCGCUUACUUCCUCGAAAAGAAAGAGCGUCCCCCGCUUACUCUUUCGUUUCUUACCCAGUUUUUCCUCCUUGCUUGCGUCGGAAUAACAGCUAAUCAGGGAUUCUACUUGGUGGGAUUAGACAACACAUCACCUACCUUUGCUUCCGCGAUACAGAACUCUGUCCCUGCCAUUACAUUCCUUAUGGCUGCAAUCCUCAGGUUAGAACAAGUGAGGCUCAACCGAAAAGAUGGCAUAGGCAAGGUGAUAGGAACACUGUUUUGUGUGGCUGGAGCCAUGGUGAUCACUUUGUACAAAGGGCCAACCAUAUACAGUCCAACUCCGCCGCUUCACAGGCCUAAUGUUUCGCCACUCUUGCUCUCUCUUGGAGAUGCUAAGCCCAAGAACUGGACUCUCGGCUGCAUUUUCUUGAUUGGACAUUGUCUCUCAUGGUCUGGCUGGCUAGUCCUGCAAGCCCCGGUGCUGAAGAAGUACCCGGCUAGGCUAUCCGUCACAUCUUACCAGUGUUUCUUUGGUGUUAUUCAGUUUCUUGUUAUAGCUGGCUUUGUGGAGAGAGAUCCACAAGCUUGGCUCAUUCACUCCGGUGGGGAGCUUUUCAGUGUCUUCUACGCGGGGGUGGUCGCAUCAGGGAUUGCUUUCGCGGUACAGAUAUGGUGCAUUGACAGGGGAGGCCCCGUGUUCGUGGCGGUGUAUCAGCCUGUUCAGACCCUUGUGGUCGCUAUAAUGGCUUCGGUUGCGUUAGGCGAGGAGUUCUAUCUAGGAGGGAUUAUUGGAGCGGUGCUGAUUAUAACAGGGCUGUACCUAGUGCUGUGGGGUAAGAAUGAAGAAAGGAAAUUCGCAAUGCUGCAAAAGGCAGCUGCGAUUCAGAGCCCGACGGAGCAAGGAAACAGCAGAAGCCACAUCAAAUCCUCCCUGGCUCAGCCGCUGCUCUCUCAGACCACCGAAAGUGUUUAACCAGCUGAUCAGCCAGACCCUGAUUAAUUAACAGCAGGCUUCUUCGCUAAAGGGUUUAAAUAGUCUAGUACUCCUAUAUGCAAAAGGUUUGGUUUGUGUGUAUGAAAAGGACUAAAGUUUUGGGUUUUUGUUUUCAUUUUUAUUUAUCCACUGUGGUAAAAGAGUGACAAAUGGAUCAAUUUGUAAUAGAGAAUCAUGCAAAUAUAUGGAUGGAAGGAGGAUUCUCACA
Molecule: messenger RNA, 1676 nt
Organism: Daucus carota subsp. sativus
Lineage: Eukaryota; Viridiplantae; Streptophyta; Magnoliopsida; Apiales; Apiaceae
Product: protein WALLS ARE THIN 1
Exons: 6
Coding region: 266-1447 (393 amino acids)
Cellular component (GO): plasma membrane
Molecular function (GO): transmembrane transporter activity
Source: RefSeq, a predicted model, not a curated record